This is a messenger RNA of Porites evermanni, 9957 nucleotides long. The record is from the annotation of a GenBank genome assembly. NCBI's taxonomy places the organism in Eukaryota, Metazoa, Cnidaria, Anthozoa, Scleractinia, Poritidae.
AUGUCGUAUCAGCAGAAAAGGUUUUACCUUUUUAACUGUGACAACACUUAUAGUUUAGAGACAGUUGAAAAGCUUAUGCUUGAGGCAGGCGACAAAUACGGCUUCAAAAUCCCGGUUGAUCGUCUUUGUUUUUGUCUGGAACGAAUGGCUAAGGUGUGCGACAGGACAUUACCUCACCUGGUAAUGGAUUAUGCUAUCUUUGUUGUUCAUGCAGACGAAUCUCGUCUUUCCAUCAACGAAGACAACGCUGGGAUUGGUUACGCGAGGCUUUACCGUGCUCUGCUUCAAAAAACAGGUGGGUUUUAAUGUAGCACGCAUUGGCCUCCAUUCUUUCUGCGGCUAAACUUCAGAACGGUGGCAUUGUAUAUAUUUCAUAAAUUCAACGCAGACCCCAUUUAAUACCCGUCAUUAAAGAUUCUUCCAAAAAUUAACGCACAGAUAAUGGUGAUAUGAAAAGAGAAACUCAUUUAUACGUUUUAUAGAGCCACGUAUGCAUGAGGCACGGCGGAACUGCUACGACACUUUCGAUAUCUAACUUCGAGGUCACGUGACGGAGUGCCACAUUAAGAAAUGAUGGUCUGUUGCGACAUUGGAAAACCGGAAGCAUAUCUUGAAGAGAUUUCGCAAUAGUGUCCAAUGUUUUUCAUAAGAUAAUUAGGUGACAAGAGCGGAUGCAUUUCUUGGAAAGCCUCGGCCAUGACAGGUGACCACUGAAACCGAAAGCGUUUGUCAGAAAGGCGGAAGUGUUACAUCACUUUCGAUAGGCGGUUUUCAUGUUACGUCAUCGCCGCCAUGCUGGUGGACGGUAAACAAAAGAUCUUUCAUUUGCUCGCUUUGUUUGUCCACCAGCAUUUGUUCAUUUCACCAUUGUCAUUUGUGUCUCCCGAGAUUGCAUGAAAACCACCUAUACCCCAAAGAUAUUAGGUUUUGCUUAUAAACUUUGAGUUUCAUGAUAUGCCAUGAAAAUGUUGGAAAGGAAACUGCUGUCUUUGUGCUAAUCGCGGUUAACCGUGGGUUUGUACUGAUAGUGCUGCCAUUAAACUGCAAAGAAUUCUCUUUGACGAUUAAUCUCAGCAUUUCUCGGAGCGAAACAAGGAAAGUUCGGUUUUUUCACUUUUGUCUUUCAACAAAAUUGAUAAAGUCGGUAGCGUCUUUGAGGUGUGACUUCUGUGAUUUUAAUAUUGGUUGUAGCAUUAUUACUGUAUCAACAAAAGAGGAAAUUCUUUCCGUUAGACCAUCUGAUGAUUGAGUCAUAAAUUUAAAGAGGUUACUUCCUAACGGCUAGAAAAAAAAAUAGUAAAAUGCUCUUUUUUUCUGUAAACAAAUAUUGAUAAUGUCAGCCUAUGUCGGCAGUCGGUAAUUUUUUGCUCGUUUUGUCGGUAGUCAGUAAUGUUUUUCGCCCUUUGUCGUUAGUCGGUUAACCCCAUUCACACCCUCACUACAUGAAAGUAGCUAGGUCAUCGCAGUUAUAGACACAAAUUUUGCAGUUCCGUCUGUAACCGCAAUGAUCUUCCCUCAUAUAGUUCUUCACUCCGCAGUUUACAAAUAUGAUUUUCAUAUAUUCAUAACUUCAUCAUUAUCCUUUCACUAGUUUAUAACGAACCAUACCGCCUGUGGAGCCUCGGCCAGGCAGUGCAGACACAGAGCUGAGCAGAGAGGUAAGCUAUACCCUCCCUCUUACCAAUAAUUCUCGGAUUAAUCCUUUCAACCCCAAAACAGGCAAAAUUAGGAUUGACUCCACAGUCUCACCACCUAACACGACUCCACCAUCCACUCGUCUCUGUGAGCGAAAGGUUCUUUAUUCAUUGCUGUGGUGGGUGAGAAAGGAGUAUACAACUAUUUCGAUAAAAGGUUACCGGAAAAAAAUAUCACGCGACAAUCCCAAAAAGUUAUAUGGGAUAUGAUCAAUACACUGUUCCUGAUACUGUAGCUGUCAAAACUACUUUUGUUACUCUCCUUAAGCAAAAGCCAACAUAUCUCCAUGGCCUCUCGUGCCAUUCUUUCAAAUUUCUUUAGAGAAGAGUGAACUCAAAACCAGCCACAAUACUACUUUUCGGGAUUGUCGCUUGCACUUUUCCGACAACCUUUCUCGAAAUAGAUGUAUAUUAGUCAUGACCACUCUCUUUCCUUAUUCACCUCUUUGUGGGUGGCCGCCCACUACUCGAACUACUCGUUUUCAUGUCUUUCAAGCACUUUCAGCUCGAUUUAAAAUGGAAAGAAGGAAAAAGGCUCCUCAAUCGCCAGGUCCAGAAGGCCCAGGGGGAAUUAAAAGCUGAGGCAGUUGGUUUAGCCAUAUAACAAAUAAUUCUGGGAUUGUUGCAAUAUUUCAACUUGGUGGGAGAAACUCUUGGAUUGCAUUUUCCUUGGCUGGAUUACCAGCAGUUGUUCGGGGCACACUGAAGAACUGACCCGAAAUAAAUACAUAAAGGCGACAGUCGCGCCAACAUUUUUUUCUUGUUUUUCUUUACUUCGUUCGAAUUAGCUUAGGAAAAAAAAACUGACUCUAGAAAAAAACAGCCAUUAUAUACUGCCUCGUACCCAGGCGCGUUCUAGCGGAUUCGAGAGCGAGUGGGAAUUUGGUUCCGCCCUAAGUAUCUUGGGAAAGGCGAAGAGAAACAGAAUACGAUUUCAAAAUGACGGAAAGUAAUUUAUGCAAAACUGGAGGGAAAGAAAAAGAACCAUUUAGAGUGUUUUUCAGCGAAGGGAAAGUUCACCAUCUCGUCCUGAAGGACAAAAUCCCCGGUGCACCCAUCGAGAUUCCGGGGUGCUUUCCUCUCCCGUUUGAUUCAGGCGUGCUUACCGUCGCUGAAGCAUCUAAAAUUAUUGAAGGUUUUUUUUUAAAGUACUAAGGUUAAAAAUAUUAAUGAUUCCAAAUGUUAAAUGCUUGAUGUGUACGGGGCUCACCUAUGUAACGACAUCGAAAUGCCUAAUACGAACAACAUUUCAAAGCAUGAAGUACAUCUUUCUAUACAAUAAGAAACACUUACCCUGUAAAGAAAGUUCAUGUAAGGAUUCCUCUAUGCUCGUCAUAUUUACACGAGUCGAGGUCGAAGGUACUCAAAAAGCGAGGGUACUCGAAAACAACGAAAAAACCGUAUAAAAAUUCUCGUAACAUAGACCUCGACAUUAUUUCUCCUCAAAAUAGCGCAAGAGGAACGGUCACAGCCCAAAUCCAGAAAUCGAACCAAAUCUGCGAGGCGUCUCAUGUUUUUCCUUCAUCCUUCCCUGCGUCCUUUGCUACCAGGCUAAAGGUUACCAUGGUCCCAUACGCGAUAAUCCUUGGUGGCUAGUUCAGUGGCGUUUUCCGUUUUCCACAGUUGACACGCCUAGGAACGAGGCAGCAUUAAAUACCCAACAUCAACUGACAACAGAGAUGCAAUGUGACUACCUCACUGCAUAUUUGUGGUUAUCUGCAAACCUCUUCAAAAUUAGGACAACGGUAGCUAUUUUGAAUGAAUAGUAAAGGUUGUCAUAAACUUGUCAUGCAGAGAUCAUAAGUAACGUUUCUUGAGUCCUCUUAUUGGUGGGAAACAGUUCUGUUUUUAGGUGUCAUUUUACCUUGAAGUAACCAAUGAAAACUCGCAAUGUUGAGGAAACAUUUUUCAGCUAUAUAGAGCCUUUUCACUCACAUGGCCAGCAGGUAUAAAUGGCCGCCGUUUCAUUGUUUUAGAACACUAAUAAGGCGGACGUGAAGUCAUGUUUAACUAUGAACAAUGGUUUUUAUUUCGUGUAUAGGUGACACAACUGAUCCUUUUUCAGAAUAUCGAUCUUACCGGAAGGAUCAGUCGACGAAAGGUGUUUGAAAAGAGUCUUGAGUUAUAUUAUUCAUAAAACUAUACCUAAUGAAAACUGAUUUUUUGACUCCUCGCAUAGUCGUCUUUGGUAGGAAGUGACAAGGCAUUCCUUAUCCCGGAGGACAAUGAAGAGGAUACUGGUGCCUGCAGAAGACCCUUCAGCGAUCGGAAUAAGACAAAAACGGGCUUGAUGGAAGAAGGAACUUAUGGAGGUAAAAAAUACAGUUUCUCUUUCAAACAUAUCUGUAUCCAACCAAGGAGUAGCGCUGUAUCCAAUUUUUAGAAUCCAACGUCGUUGUCACCGGCACCAGCGUAAAGUCUGUGAAAACGUAAUGGCGUUGGUACUUGAAAGUUCCUCUUAAACAACAAAAAUAAGGUAGCACAUCCACAUGGGGGUUUGGCUUCGUCUGCCAUUCCUGGUCGAAUUGGAAUUUGAAAAUGUUGUUUUUUGAAGAGUGGGGAAAACGGGAGUACCCUGCUCCUCCCUUGCUCCGAGAGGAGCAAGAACCAACAGCAACCUCAACCCAUGCAUGCACAUAUGUUGUCGACACCGGUAAAUGAACCCGAGUCUCUUUAGUGGGAGGCGAGUCCUCACCACUUCGCCAAGCUUGCUCCUCUCCCUCGUUCCCGAUUAUGGUCUUUUGUAUCCGCCUUAUUUACUUCCUCUCCAUGACUUGCUUUAGAUUUUUCGGUGAAAAAUUACUCGGUGAAUGAAAAUGAAAACUGAUGCAUUGAAUGCGAUGUAUACACUAUAUAACCGCACGUUACAGAGGUACAGGGGUCGGACGGCUAUGCCAUACCUAUGACUCGAUCCUAACAAGGGCGAAGUAGUUGUCAAUGACUACCACUGCUCGGUCGAUAUGUUUGUGCUCAAAGGUACUGGCAAUACCGCCGCGUAACCUCAGGUUAGCGUACCCUGACCACUAUAUUCAAAUGCUUCGUCUAAAAGUGAAAAGUGGUUACGACCAACUGAAAACAAAUUGUAACGCGAGUGAACCUUUGACAUUGCAGCUUUACGUUCUGGUGCAACAGCGGCCACUUGCCAAGGAGACAAUUAUCUACUGAAGGCAAAAGUGAGUUAUGAAAAGAUUUCUUAUGAAGAUGGGGAUGUCCUGCAGAGAAAGCCAGGAUGACGACCUUCAGAGAAACAGAAGUCAGAUGUGAUGGAGGACCUGAAGUCUGAUUCUGUCUGUAUAGUGACGUUUUACCAAACUGUGGAUGGGUUAGUUACUUAUUCCUAGUACAAGCCAAAACCUCUCGACCACAGGGGCUUCUACAUAUAUUUCUUGAUUUGGAGAUGUAUAGUCUCGUGUUUUGGGCGCCUUUUUUCGGCUGUUUUGGUCGGUGCUCAGAAAAAUGUAGUGGCCGUUAACUUUAAGACAAUCAGCAGGUUAAAUCGCUCCAAAUUUUCUCACAAAAAGCAUCAAGUAAAAGGAUGAUCUAAUGAUGUCAAGAACUGAAGUAAUGUAAAGGUAACAAUAAAAUGAUAAAAACUCUCAGCUGAAGUCAGAACUUACUGGGUAGAGAGAAGGGUCGCAGCCAUAGGAACGAGAAUGAACAGGGUAAUGUAGUACCGCCUACCAGGUCUUCUCCUACUAAUUUUCUAGAAAGUAGUUCUAGAAAUGCAGACUGAGGGUCACCUCCUACAUGUACAACUAAUUAGAAAGUUGUCAACAAAAAUCAGUCUUUGGAUAAACUUUGCAUAGUCAAGUAGGUAGUGUUUCUGAUUGGUUGAAGCAAAUUUCCCUCGCGGUUCGAAAAGUCGACUCUGCAACCAAGGAAUCUGUUUUCAUUUGAAUCACCAAAGAAUACAAUCAUAAAUAAAACGAAAGUUUUACGUCUUUCAUACAAACCCUAUGAAUCGUUACCAAAAGAAUAUGUUAUUGUAUCCCCUUAUCCAUGCAUGCCUCCUUUUCCACUUGCCAACGAACCCGUUUUAAAGAUUCCCCGUUUGAAAGAUUCCCGCUUUUAAAGAUUCCCCGUUUUAAAGAUUCCCCGUUUUAAAGAUUCCCCGUUUGAAAGAUUCCCGCUUUUAAAGAUUCCCCAUUUUAAAGAUUCCCGCUUUUAAGGAUUCCCCGUUUUAAAGAUUCCCGCUUUGAAAGAUUCCCCGUUUUAAAGUUUCCCGCUUUUAAAGAUUUCCCAUGAUUCCCGCUUUUAAAGAUUCCCCGUUUUGAAGAUUCCCGCUUUUAAAGAUUUCCCAUUUUAAAGAUUCCCCGUUUUAAAGAUUCCCGAUUUUAAAGAUUCCCGCUUUUAAAGAUUCCCCACUUUAAAGAUUCCCCGUUCCCUGUUCCCCAUUCCUAUUCUCCCAUUCCCCGUUCCUUGUUUUAAAGAUAGCCGUACGAUUUCAGUAUUUUAAAAGUUAUGACAGUUUGUAUCAAGGUAUAUGCCAGCUUCUGCGAUAUUUUCAGCUCUAGUGUUACGGAUCUAUCUCAAACAGAUUUUGUCAAAAGGACGGCUUACCUAAUUCGUUACUGGCACUCACUCACAAAUUGAGCCACAUUCCAAUCCCUGGGAUGCCAUAUUCCUUAAAAUUCCGGUAAAUGCAGCUGUAAAUGUGCUUUAGAAACCGCUGCUAUGCGGCAUAUUUGAAUCCCAAGUGGAGUUCGAACAGGUGAAACUCGGUGUCAGUCGUUUCGAGCUUAAUAACUCUGUAAAACAACUUUCCAGAGGUGAGAGUUUGCUCGAGAAUCAGAAAAUUAGUUAAGUAGGUUUCAUUUUGGGUCAGAAAAUUGAGAUUUAAGUACAACGACUUCGAAUAAACCUGCCAUUCAACCAGUUUUUCCCUUUUUCGAUUAUGAGCACGGGAAAGGAACUAGCAAUUAUAGACAGCAUUUAGUUGUUUUCAGUUGUUCUGAAUAUCUCUAAUGAUUGUCAUUGAAAACAACACUACAUCUGUUUGCUAGGAGAAAAUUUCCCGCAAAAUUCUUGUUGAUGCCCGUGGAUCACGUGCACCUAAUAUUUUGCUUCAGCUUUAGCCUCGAUUAUGGUCGGCAUGGUCUGGUCCAUGAUUUCCCAAGUGAGCAACAGUAAACGUCCGAGAGCCUUUGCAACGUUGUUUUGUCGCGAAGCAUAACGUCGAUGAGCGAAGUAGUUCGUGAAGAUUUCAGCGAUGAAAUUGAUCAAUGUCCUUCUUAAUAAGCGUUCCUGUUGUAAGCGUAAACUGUCUUAGAUGCUUCUGGUAUCGGUUAUUCCAUCUCAGCCAGAGGACAUAAAAGACUGCUCUCGGUUAGCUGGAAUAGUCGGCGUCUUAGUUCUGCUUUUUUUGAGUUUUCUUUUUUUCUGGAGGAAUUAAGAUACGAUUAGUUGGUCAGCGUUAUCAAGGUACUCGCCUUCAGAAAUAGCUUGAUAUUGGACUGUACUUUUUGUGACUUAAGGAAGAAAGAAAUCGGAAUUUUUAUCUUUUUUAACUGUGAUAAAACGUACAAGCUUGAUGUAGUACGAGAAGCUGUGUAAAGUCGUCGAAACGAAACUGAACUUUGUUUUUCCCAUCCUGUCACAUUACUUUGCCCUUCGAGAAAUGUCUGAGGUAUGUACGGAAGCCUGUAAGGGACAUACGAGAUACGAGAUAAUUCUAGAUGAUUUUUUUAAAUCCAGGCUAAGUUCGAGAGAAAAAUGGGACAUGCGAGAUAGGAAAUGCGAGAUGCAAGAUAAAAAAACGAGAUGUGAGAUGAGAAGUGUGAGAUGUGAAAUAGAAAAUGCAAGGUGACGGUGUGAGAUAAAAAAUGCGAGAUGUGAAAUAGAAAAUGCGAGGUGUGAGAUAAAAAAUGUUAGAUGUGAGAUAGAAAAUGCGAUAUGUGAGAUGAAAAAUAGGGGAUGCGAGAUAGAAAAUGUUAGAUGCCAGACACAGAAAGCAAGAUAAGAAUUUAAAAGGGAGAAGAUAAGACCACUGGAAACCUCGCAAUAAAUAGUUGUUACACUACACCCCUUCAAAACCAUCGUUCACAAGCCGAUGUACGUCCGCCUCCUUUCGAGCAGAGGCUGUCCAACAAGGAUCACCUACAGAACUUUUAAUUGUAACAUGGGCAUAAACGAAACAAAAAUUACGUUAAGCUCACUGUUCUAUUAACAGAGAAUACCGUAAACUUUCGCUCAUAAGCUCUCCCAGUUAUAGGGCCAUCUACUUGUAACAAUACAUCCGGUUGUAAUACUCCCAGAUAUACGCCCCUUUAAGCUUGCAAAAAAAUGAAUUCGAUUUUUACAACGUUUUGAAGGUUUGAUAAAAAGCGAGUAAAUUCAAAAAAUAUUUUGAUGAGCAAUGCAAUGUAGGGCUUUUAAAACGCUUUUUUUAGUCCGCUUGUAAGUCCUCCAUUCCUAUAUAAUCCCUCUUAAUACCUCUUACAAAGUUGUAGAAGCCCAAGACUUAUGCGUCGAAGUUUAUGGUGUGAUUUACAUGGGGUUUGUUGGUUUGUUGGGGAGGGGGGCGGGGGGGGGGGGGGGGGGGUAUAGGGGGCUUGUAAAGGGGGGGGACUUUUUACCUUGUAAGACAUUCACUUGUGAAUUAUCAAUGGACUUUGAAGGGGGGGGGGGGGGGUGGGGAAAAACAGACCUGAAGAAAAACUCAAAAACAAAGACAUUCGUAAAAAACGUUCGUAAAACAGAUAUGGCGGAUGCCACUCACAUUUGUACUGAAUUAAACACAAAAAUCCUGAAAAAUAACUACAAUCCUGAUAUUCACAUGCGGCCAUUUGAUUGUGGUAUUUGUUUCAUGGAAACAGCGACUGUCUUAGACACCCCCUCGUCGUCUUUGUCAGCUGCCAGGCCCUGUUGAGGUCACGAAAGGGUAGCGCGUGUUUACAACAAGGCGCAUAUUUAACUCAGCAUCUCGCACUUUUUUAAUCUCGUACCUCCAAUUUUCUAUCUCACAUCUGGCAAUUUCUAUUUCGCAUCUCAAAUUUUUAUCUUGCAUCUNUUGUUGUUUAUUUUUUUUUUUCUGUUUCUUAUACUUGUCUUAUUUUUGAUUGUCUUUUGUUUGUAUGUGUGAGGUUGUGGAGGGGUGGGGAUUGGUGGGUGUGGUGGUUGUGGGGGGUAGAGGGGGGGGGUGGGGGUGGGGUGGGGGGGGGGGUGGGUGGGGGGGGGAGUAGGUAUAGGAGGCUUGUAAACGGAGGAGACUUAUUACCUAGUAAGACUAUCACUUGUGAAUUAUCAAUGGACUUUGAAGAGAGAGGGCGGGGAUGGGUACAAACAGACCUGACGAAAAACUCAAAAACAAAGACAUUCGUAAAAGACGUUCGUAAAACUGAUAUGGCGGAUGCCACUCACAUUUGUACUGAAUUAAACACAAAAAUCCUGAAAAAUAACUACAAUCCUGAUAUUCACAUGCGGCCAUUUGAUUGUGGUAUUUGUUUCAUGGAAACAGCGACUGUCUUAGACACCCCCUCGUCGUCUUUGUCAGCUGCCAGGCCCUGUUGAGGUCACGAAAGGGUAGCGCGUGUUUACAACAAGGCGCAUAUUUAACUCAGCAUCUCGCACUUUUUUAAUCUCGUACCUCCAAUUUUCUAUCUCACAUCUGGCAAUUUCUAUUUCGCAUCUCAAAUUUUUAUCUUGCAUCUCGCUUGUCAAAUUUUUUAUUUCGCAUGUCACAUUUUUAUCUCACAUUUUGCAUUUUUCAUCUCACAUCUCGUAUUAUUAUCUCGCAUCUCGCAUUUUUUUAUCUCGCAUCUUGCAUUUUCUAUCUGGCAUCUCGCAUUUUCUACCUCGCAUCUCGCACUUUUAUGUCGCAUCUCGCAUCUCGCAUUUUCUAUCUCACAUCCCCCAUUUUCUAUUCUUCAUAUGGCUCUUUUUUAUCUCGCAUCUCGCAUUUUUUAUCUUGCAACUCGUAUUUUUUAUCUCGCAGGUCGCAUUUUUAUCUCAAACUUAGCCUGGAUUUUUUAAAACCAUCAAAAAUUAUAUCGCAUCUCGCAGGUCUCCUGUAGGCUUCCGUGGGUAUGUGAAAACAAAAUUGCCCAGUCCAUGCACACGAAUCUCAUCUCUCCAUCAACGAAGAUAACGCCUGCAUUGGACACACCUAUUUCAAUUAAGGUUGCUUCCGUUAACCAUGUUUCAUAGCCUGCAGUGCACUCUGGUAAACCCUUUUGUAGCGGCAAGUUUAGUCCUGUUCACGUUCAUUGAAAUAAUGGACACCAUUUGUGAAAAGGCGUUCAAGAGCUUUCAAGUCAAAUGGCUG